ACUUCCAAUGGAUGCCCCUUCCCCCGUCCGGUCGAUUGCCGAAACCGCAUUGCAACGUGCUCAUGGCACAAUUGCGGGAUUACUUGUACACUGUAGUACCAGCUCCGUUGAUGGACGCCGGAGUAAAUGUUGUCAACCUUCACGACUACGUUGCGAAGAUCGACAACGAGUUCAAGACACAACGCUACGACGACAUCGACGAGCCAUUGUUAUACAUACGCAUUCAGAUCGGAGAGGCGACCUGCAACGUUUUGAUCGAUUGUGGAGCUACUCGCAACUACAUGAGCCAAGACUUUAUGGUACGCGCUGGCCUUGGGCCACGCGUUCGGAGGAAGUCGCAGCCUAUGCAAGUCACGUUGGCCGACGGUCAAACGCACAAGUCAAUGGACCGAUGCAUUGAAUCCGUCCCCGUGUACUUCGUCCCAAAUGCAAGCGAGGCCGUGUCCUUCGACAUUUUGGACACUCAAUUCGACAUGAUCCUGGGCAUGUCAUGGCUGCAAAGCGAGGAUCACCCGGUGAACUUCUACCGCCGCACCGUUCACGUUCGUGAUCGGAACGGAGUACUAGUCCCAUGCACGAUGCCUCCUCCUCACCCUUCCAUCAGCUGCCACGUGGUAUCCGCCGCAAGCAUUCAUGCUUCCAUCAUCCGGGAUGACAUCGAGGAGAUGGGGGUGUGUUUUCUCCACGCCCUCCCGCCCCAUGACAUUCCAUCGACGGACUCAUCACCGGACCCACGCAUCACCGAGCUUCUCGACGCCUACAGCGACGUGUUCGAAGCCCCGCACGGAGUAGUACCGGAUCGGCUCAUCCAUUACGAGAUCAUCCUCGAGGCCGGGGCCGUACCUCCGCAUGGUUGCAUCUACCACAUGAGCGAGGAAGAGUUAAGUCUCCACGCGCAAACCGUCAAGAACGCGGGCCCUCUUCCGCGCAUCGACGACCCCCUCGAAUGGCUGGGCGGCGCCAAGUUGUUCUCCAAGCUUGACCUCAAAUCGGGAUAUCACCAACUCGAGAUCCGGCAGGAGGACCGCUACAAGACCACGUUUAAAACGCGAUAUGGACAUUUCGAAUGGCUGGUUAUGCCUUUUGGCCUUACGAAUGCCUCGUCCACAUUCCAAGCGGCUAUGACAACGCAGUUCCGACACAUGCUGGAUAGAUUCGUACUCAUCUACCUCAACGACAUCUUGGGGUACAGUUGGAGUUUGGACGAGCAUCUGGAGCACCUGCGCACCGUUUUGAAGCAGCUACGACAAGCCGAGUACAAAGCCAACCGCGACAAAUACGAAUUCACGCGGCAAGAGCUCGAGUACUUGGGACAUUAUGUGACGCCGCAAGGCAUCCGUCCGCUUGCGGACAAGAUCGAGGUCAUCCGCGUGCCAUUCAUAUUCGAUGACGGCGCACGCCGGUCAUUCCAAGCACUCAAGACGGCCAUGCUCAUGGCACCCGUCCUUAGCAUCUAUGACCCCACCCUGCCAACGAGAGUGACAACUGACGCUUCCGGCUAUGGCAUUGGGGCAGCCUUGGAACAACACGACGACGACGAUUGGCACCCCAUGGAGGAUUUCAGCCACAAAGUGCCUCCCAUCAAUUCACUUGAUGAUGCAAGGAAGAAGGAGCUGCUCGCGUUCGUAAUGACUCUCAAGCGAUGGCGGCACUUCCUCCUUGGGCGUCGUACGUUCACAUGGGUCACGGACAACAACCCGUUGACCUACUACAAGGUGCAGGAUACUGUGAGCAGCACAAUCGGACGAUGGAUGUACUUCAUCGAUCAAUUGGACUUCACACCGAAACAUCUCGCCGACCUCUCCAAUGGUGCAGUUGAUGCACUCUCGCGAAGACCCGAUCUUUGCGCUAUGACACAUCAUGCCUUCGAAUUUGAUUGGGAACUCCAGCGGCACUUCAUUUGGGGCUAUGAGUCUGAUCCGGACUUCGCCACGUUGUAUGCGCAACUAUCUUCGGAUCACCCGCCGGCCAGCCACUAUCGCAUCGUCGACGGGUACUUGCUCCUCCACUCAUGAGGCAAUGACUUAUUGUGUGUCCCACGAGACCGUCGUCUUCGGAUUCGCCUUCUCGGUGAGUACCAUGACUCGCGACUCGCCGACCAUUUCGGAG
This is a messenger RNA of Chara braunii, 2109 nucleotides long. The record is from the annotation of a GenBank genome assembly. Lineage: Eukaryota; Viridiplantae; Streptophyta; Charophyceae; Charales; Characeae.